ACUCGCCUCGAUCUAAAAUGACCUAGACAAGUGCGUGAUGCAGCAUACACUCCGUGAAAUAGCCUCUUGAUCGAAAGCAUAUUAUGUAUCAACGCUGCUUAAAAGCGAGGUUACCUUCUAUUUGGAUUUUACACGAGAAAAGUCGAUGGCAUAAUAUUUUACAGGAAAAUCGUGUUCAAGACACUAAGAGGUUCCUGACAAAAUGUCAACAAAGGACCACCUUAAUUUUAAGUCACCGAACCAUGCGGAAGACCUACUGAAAAAACUCCAGGAGUUGUGGCGCAAUGGAAGGUUCUGUGAUGUACAGCUGGCUGUCCAGGAGAAGCAGUUUAGUGCACACAGGAAUGUGUUGUCUGCCUGCAGUCCAUAUUUCCAGGCCAUGUUUGCUGGGGGGCUGGCUGAGGAAGGGAUGGCCAAAGUAGAGCUGCAUGAAGUGGAUUUGGAGAUUUUCUCUAUUUUGUUAGAUUUUAUGUAUACUGGUGAGGUAGAUGUGAGGAAUGAUAACUGUCAAGAUUUGCUGGCAGCAGCAGAUAUGUUUGGCUUGCCUGAGGUCAUGACUGCAUGCUGUGAAUUUAUGAAACAGCAAAUUCAUCCAUCAAACUGUUUAGGUAUUUAUGACUUUGCUGAUGCACAUGCUUGCCAGGAUUUGAAGAAAUACACUGAAAAAUAUAUUCACAAACAUUUUCUGGAUGUAGUGAAAGAAGAAGAAUUUUUCUUGCUUCCAAAAGAAACAGUAAUCAAAAUCUUCCAGAGUGAGGAACUCCGCAUAGAAAAUGAGUUUCAGGUCUUCUCUGCUGCAAUGGACUGGAUCAAUCAUGAUAUCAAGGCAAGGAGACCAAGUGUGUUUGAUGUGCUAAACCCAGUGCGUUUGUCCAUUAUUUCACCAGCACAACUAGAGAAACACAUCAUCAUGUGUGAAGAUCUGAGUCUAAAAGUUGCUCUGAGAAAAAUCAUCCAAGACAUAAAAACUGAUAGAGAUAUAACCUCUUUUGGUUUAAAACCCCAUAAGUUGAAUUAUUACCAAAAACAUCAUGUGCAGCCUCGGAGGUGUGCUAGAAAGAUGAUAUAUGUGAUUGGUGGCUUCAGUCGCCUUCCGGGGGGAAGAUGGAGUGACAGUCAAACCCUUAACACUGUAGAAUGUUUUGAUUCAUUCAGACAACAGUGGAAAACAGUACCUUCCAUAAAAUUUUGCAGAAGCGGCCAUGGGGUCACUGUCUUGGAUGGCAAUAUUUAUGUGAUAGGUGGAGAAAGUGACUCCUUGAUUUUUGACACAGCUGAACACCUUGAUCCAGUGAGCAAUCAUUGGUCCAUGCUGCCCAGUAUGACGGUACCAAGGUGUGGGCUGGGGGUGUGUACAGUGGAUGACUUUAUAUAUGCCCUUGGUGGUUGGGUUGGCUCUGAAAUAGGAGACACCAUAGAGUGCUACAAUCCCACACUCAAUGUGUGGAGCAAAGUUGGAAAACUGGUGACUCUUAGAUUUGCCAUGGGAGUUGUGGAGCAUGAAGGUAAGCAUAUAUAUGUGCUGCUGGACUUCCUGUGUCUCACAGAGUUCACAGUGGUCUUUGAGAUCCUUCAGCCCUCGCGCCAACACGUGGAAGACCUGUCUUACUUAAAAAGGUCCAAGCUUCAGUUUAUUGCCUGGACAAGCUGCAAUCUGGAGGCCACAGAAGACAAACAGCUUUGUAGCAUGCCCCCAGAUAUAGCAAUACAGAUUGCAGAGGCACUGGGACUUCCUUCUGUUGACUACACUGUCAUUCCUGCUUCUGACGUAGAUAAUAGAAUGUUACAAGUGCGUCAGGGUUAUGGCUAUGAAGGAGAGGUAUUUUAUUUUCUGGACUCCACCAGAUCUGUGAUGGGAUUGCUGAAGAAGAAAACUAUAUGGUACAUUGUGUGUAGAGCCAUUAGGGAGAAGAGUCGGAGUACCUGCCAACAGAAUAACAAAUCUCCCAGUACUUUCUCUUUAUCCAAGGCUCUGAAUAAGACAGAAAGGAGGAUAGAUGAAAUUCAAAAAUGGUUGAACUUAGAUAACGGAAGUGUGAAGUUAUGGAAGGACCUAGGAACCAAAUUUGUGAGAUGGUGUGUAGGAGGUGUUGACAGAGGAAAUAUAACAGUGGCAGACGUUGCAGAUUUAUUUCCUGUACUAUGGAAAAGAUAUUUAGAAGAAUCCCAUUUAACAGAUAAAGUGCAUUCUUCAUGGACAGAACUAUCAGCAUCAGACACUUGACACACGUAGACCCAUUUAGUGGAAAGAGACCCCCCUCCCACAUACCUCAACACCCCCACCCCUGCCAUCUACCUCCCCAAACCCCAGGGAUGGCAAGUGCCUAGAGCCCCCAGAGGAUGCAGAGACCCCAGGAAGGAGGAUGACAUGUCCACGGGGGACAACCUUUACUGUGAUACUGAAACACUGAUCUAACCGCCAAGUCCAACACUGGACGGUUGAAACUUUCAUGUACAACAACCUGUGAAGAACUUCUGUCUGACCUGUUUACUUGUAAUAUUUUACCUGUAAUUUUUUAUUUGUAAUAUGUUACAUGUCAUAACAGCAGCAACAGGGAACCCUACACAGGUCAACAUAUUACAUAUUUAUUAUAGAAUGUUAUUGCAGAUAAAAGACAUAAUUCUUUUUUUUACUUUUUCUGAAAGACAUGGUUUUAUUGUAUAAUGUAUUUUUCAAUAAAAAGAUUAAACUUCCUAUGUAUAUGCAGACGACCUGCACUUGUCGUAAAAAAAAAUCUUUAGAUUUUGAAUUCACACAUAAAUUCAAAAUUGCCAAGUCAUCUUUAAUUGUCGACUUUUCCCCUAGUUCCAUUACAAAAGAAAAAAAAAAAACUAUCCGGUACUAAAGCAAAUUGUGAUUGUCAGCAUUCACGGCACGUGGUAUAUGACGUCUAUAUGUCACAUGACCAUGGGUCCGCCCACCUGUCAGUUCAUAUCGCAUCAAAAAUAUUGGUCCUGUCCUAUUUACUAUCCUCAGCUGGUAUAAUUAAAAUAAUUGGGCUUCUUGAAAAUAUAAUGAAUAUUGUAUUCAGUCACAAAACAAGUGAACUGGAUCGACCAAGUUAUCUCACACUCGCAUUUUAAGUCAGGUUGUAAUG
Molecule: messenger RNA, 3098 nt
Organism: Lingula anatina
Lineage: Eukaryota; Metazoa; Brachiopoda; Lingulata; Lingulida; Lingulidae
Source: RefSeq, a predicted model, not a curated record